Messenger RNA from Telopea speciosissima, 1136 nucleotides. RefSeq lists its product as uncharacterized. The transcript is spliced from 4 exons. NCBI's taxonomy places the organism in Eukaryota, Viridiplantae, Streptophyta, Magnoliopsida, Proteales, Proteaceae. The record is from RefSeq and is a predicted model, not a curated record. Bases 30 to 1091 code for a protein of 353 amino acids.
UCCGAGCAAAACGAUAGAGCCUAGAAGAGAUGGCGGAGACCGAGAGGGAAAUCAGACCAGUCCAAGUUCGGAGUCUUGCCGGUGAAUCGACAACUAUCUCAAUUUCCCCGAUAAGUACUAUCGAAGAACUAAAACUCAAGUUGAAGGAAUCGUUCCUUCCAGCCAAGAACUCUCCAAAUUUUCAUCUCUUUUUCAAGGGCACUAAGUUGAGCUUGGGGAGUCAGAUUGGCAGUCACUCUUUUGGGCAUGACGAUUUCUUCGUUCUCGUUCCUUUUACCAAGAAGGAACGGCCUCCGACGCAUCAUCAACUCUCCAGCAAGCCUACAGCUUCAUCGCAAGGUCCCAACCAAAAGUCUGCAUCGUCGUUUUCUGAUUUGGCAUGGUCUAACAUGAUGAGCGAUUUAUCGUAUUUAUCUGGUAUCUCAAGAGACGGAGUUCAAUCUGAUCCAAAUGCUCAAGGAAGGGAUAAUGUGAUGAAGGAAAGUUUCUUUAAACACUCUUCGAGCAUCCUAAGGAGGAAACGGUCUAAUUACGAUGAACAGGAAAGACUACUAGAUGACCUUGUUCAGAGUACCCAAGGCUCAGCUAGCAAGAAGGUUCUUGAUGAAAAGAACAGUAAAAAGUUUAUUCAGUUUUUGGAGUUAGUGGAUUGUUUGUCUGAUCCGCAGUCAGGGAGUUGCUUCUUGAAAGUUUCUUUAGCAGAUAAUGACGCAAUUCCGUGCAAUGAGAAGAAAAAGUCGUGCCUGUGUCCUUCAUGGUUGAAGAGGGUACUGAAGGGCUUUGCUUUCAUAAACACCUUUUAUGUGGUAUUCCAAAUGCAGCAGGAGAGAAUCACUUUGGAUCAUUUAGAUGGAGCAUUGAAGCAGCUUAGGAAAUUUGGAUUCGAUAUUGAUAUUGCGGACCUGAAGCAUCUUUCAGUUCUUUGUCCAGACGUAGUGAAGUUUGGUGACCAACAGACUGCUGCUGCCAAUGUGGGUGAUUCCAUUGUUAUUUUUGAUUCUUUGAGUGAGCUGGUAAUUGAAGCCGACAAUCGUAGGACUGCUGUUUGUUGGUUCCAAAUUGAUGGUCUGCAGUUAGAAAAAAGGUCCUAACCUCAACGGUCCUAAACAAGAAGAAGAAACGGGAGAGUGCCUUCA